UUGAGGAUGUGGGUGGCUUCGCAUCACCAACUCUCUACGGCAAAGCAAUUCUUAGGAUUUUGGUAUCACACGGCGAGUCCUUGCUGACAGGUCUCAGUUGGUCAUAUACGCAAAGCCGGCAACGAACACAAUCGAGAUAGCUCACGAGGUUCUCAGAGUAUACACGUCCUCAUACGAGUUUCUGUUAGCACAAGAAUUAAAGCUAUCCUCAGCUUACUAGUGAGUGAAUGAAGCUGUAAGAUAUAGAGACUGGAGAAUUCUACACCAACAUCUUCUGGAGUAGGGCUGAGUGAGCUGAUUACCCCUUAAAAUGACAUUCAGCGGAAGCUACAUAUGUAUCUCUUAUUCAGAAUUAAGCUUAUAGCAUACAAACUGUAUUUAGAACACAUAAUGACGUACAGCCCGCUAAUAUAGUUCUAACAACACAAACAGUAUCCACGUGGUACAUUGUCAUACUGUUAACAACAGUGGUCUUAUUCUUAUACACUUGGACCCCCCAACAGAUCCACAUCGCCUCAAGAUUAUCCGUCCUCGCAACGUUUACCAACGAUGUCUUCCAAACCCCAAGCCGAGGUCGAGAUCUCAGUCUCCGUAUCACCGGACACAGUGAGCCUUUCACGGCUCGAAGAUCCCCUGACUAUCACCGUCACGGCCAAGACGAUAUCUUCUAGUAAACCGGAUUUUGGUAUUUGGAUUAAUGUGCGAUGGUCGGCUUUAGACAACAGAGGUCAGGGCUUAUUCAGAGGAGCUUUGGUGCUGAGGAGUGUAUCGGAUCCGGAGGAUAUCAUCUCUUUUGCGCCGGCGGUUAGGGUGUCAUAUUCUACGGCGGGCUUUGAUCCUGAUCUUCGCAAGAAUGAGUUUGAACAUUUUCUACUCCUACCGGGAGUUGGGGAGGGUGAAUUGACAUCAACUCACGAGAUAACGGGGGAGAGGAUAUUUCAGUAUAGUUCAAUUCAGCCUUCCGACGUUUCGCCCGACUUCGAAUAUCGCAUAGAGUUUACGGAGAAGUGGUUGGGCGUUCACUGGUGGACGUUUGAAGACGAGGCCGAGGGCAAGAUGUUCUUCGAAGGGAUUAAGUCCGAUGAGGAUGGGAUGUGGGGACUUAGAGACGACGACCCAGCGUUCGUUGCGGAACGGUAUAAGGAAGGUUAUAUCUAUAGCAAUAACCUUCGCGACUUCAAGUAUAUUGUCAAGGAAGAUCCACCUGCGACUAUCACGUUCGUUGAAUAAAUCUAAGGAGAUCAAGUAGCAGGGAAUAGGAAGUUUAACGAAUUUCUCUUCGAGCAAGAUGUUGUUACACUAAUUCUAUAUACUACUAUACUACCUCGUGAAAGAUACACAUUCAUAACAAUUUUCUAUCAGUCAUACCACCAAUUA
This is a messenger RNA of Hypoxylon trugodes, 1377 nucleotides long. RefSeq lists its product as uncharacterized. The record is from RefSeq and is a predicted model, not a curated record. The transcript is spliced from 2 exons. Lineage: Eukaryota; Fungi; Ascomycota; Sordariomycetes; Xylariales; Hypoxylaceae. The coding region runs from base 550 to 1230 and encodes 226 amino acids.